Molecule: messenger RNA, 470 nt
Organism: Stomoxys calcitrans (stable fly)
Lineage: Eukaryota; Metazoa; Arthropoda; Insecta; Diptera; Muscidae
Product: protein PET100 homolog, mitochondrial
Exons: 1
Coding region: 114-362 (82 amino acids)
Biological process (GO): mitochondrial respiratory chain complex IV assembly
Cellular component (GO): mitochondrial inner membrane; mitochondrion
Source: RefSeq, a predicted model, not a curated record
AGUCAGCUGUUAUUGUAUUUUUCACUGUAGUAUGUAAAAUAAAAACAGUAAACAUUGAAGUGAAUUAAAAUUAAAAGAACUAUUUACGAAGUUAUACGGCUAUCUAGAUAACAAUGGGCAAUUGGUCUUUGGAAGUCUUCAAAAUGGCAAUGUACAUGACAUUUCCUGUUGCCAUGUUUCACAUCUUUAAUCAACCGGAAUACUUUGAGGAAUGGGUGACCAAAAAGAAGCGAGAACUUUAUCCACCGGAAAGUCUGGGACAUCGUGAAACAAUACAGCAAGCCAUAAAGGAACAUCGCGAAAAACAGGAUCAGAAAUUUAUGAAAGCCUUAGAGGAUAUUGAGAAAAAGCAAAAGGCUUAACAUUGUCUAAUGGGUGAUAGCAGCUUGAAAGAGGGCAUGCAUUUCGUUUUUGUAUUAUGUAAGGAAAAUAACGAAUUAAAUUACUGAAAUUGUGUACUUUAUUUAAAA